AUGAGCUUGCUAGCACAGGAUGCCAGCAACAUACCCCUCCAUUGCAACAUUUGCCCAAAGCGGCCAGACUUUUCAGAUGUCAGCCAUCUCCUCACCCACAUUGCAAGCAAGGGCCACCUCAGCUGGUACUUCAGGACCAAAGUCAAGGGCAGCACCGACGCGAGCUCACAGAAGGUCAUCGAUGACUACGAUGAAUGGUAUGAAGAGUGGGACGUGGCAACACUGAUGCAAGAGCGGAUGAGCCAGAAGGAAAAGAAGCGUGCCUCAGGCGCACGUCGCGUCGACACCUCGCGGAGAGGCUCUGGCGCUUCAACGGCAUCAAACUCCGCGCGAAACACCCCUGUUCCGUCAGGUCGCGGUCAACGUCAGCAGCGUCUUCUGAGACACAACCUUCACAUGCUGGAUCCUCAGCUCAACCGACACCAGAUGGCGGAUCCCAUGUCACGAUCUGGAACUCCUCACUCUCAUUUCUCUUUCGAUCGAGGCAUGAAUCACCCGUAUGCACCACCUAUCGGCAACUUUGCGCCCAAUGGCAUGAACAUCUCAUUUUCCGGCUCCGGCUCGAACUCGCCAUACGUCAAGCAGGAGAGCAUGAGCUCCUUCUCCGACAAUGACGACGAUGACGACGACGACGACGAUAGUUACGUCGUGGAGCCGCGACCCCGCCGUCCGGCCGCUCGCCGCCGACAACACAAUGGCAGCGGAUCACUUGGCUCUUUGAUGGAUGACGACGCCAGUGUUGACGAGAUGCCAAAUGACGAGACGAAGCUCAAGGGCAUUAGGUGGCCUGGCAUGGACAUUUUCGACUCCGCCACUGCAGAGAUGAGACGGAAGCGGAAUCAGAAGAAACAUGCCUCUGUGUUGAGGUCACUACAGGCCACGAGCGAGGUCGUCGAGCCUACCGAGAGCGUCUGGGAUACCGAAGGCAUACUCCGCAAGGAACGACUCAUCACCGGCAGUCCAGCCUCUGACGAUAGUCUCAUCGAGGGAGAGUCCGAGCCAGAGCCAGAGAUCACGGAGAAGAAGCGUACACGUCGUCGUGCCAGACCUGCUCUGGUAGACAAGGAUGUCAAUACUGGCCGCAUCCUCCGCAAUCGUGGUCAGUCUCAUCACCCGCCAUUCGGUCGCAGCACGCGAGCGGCAACAGUGAUGAAGAUCGAGGAUGAGGAUGAUGACCUCACAUUCGCUCCUACCCGUCAACGUAAGCGGACUGGUUUCAGCAUCCAUCGCGACAACAGUGGUCCCGACAUCACUUUCGACAACCCACCACCAAUGAACUACCUCACCUCUGGCUUCCGCAACCCUUUCCAGCAAGGUAAUCAACGCGAUAACCUCUAUCGACAGUACCAGAAUGACAUGAAUGUGCCUCGUGCUCACGGACGACAGCCAUCUUGGGGCAACGUCAAUGGUACCUUCCGUCCUACAUCUGGUGGAAACAACGCUAUGCCUAAUCCAGGCCUCGCCAACUUUGGCAACUUCCUCAACCACCAGACCGUCUCCCAGCAGUCCGGGGCUCCCACCAGUCACCACGCUCCCAACCCAUUCCAGCAGCACUUCUCGUUUGGCCCACAUCCAAUGCAGACUGGCAUUGCAAACCCAAUGUACCAGCCACCGAACAAUGAUCCCUUUGCUGGCCUCUUCGACAUCAACCCUCUUGCGAUGGAUCUUACCUUCCCUAAGAUCGAAGGUGGACUCCACGCUCAACAAGACAUGGCUCCGGCGAACCCGCUGUUCCUUAGCAGCAACCCUAUCAAAGAGGACGACGAGGUCACUAUCUCUGCUCGUGAUAGUGUCACUGGAGAGGACAAGUGA
Molecule: messenger RNA, 1812 nt
Organism: Fulvia fulva
Lineage: Eukaryota; Fungi; Ascomycota; Dothideomycetes; Mycosphaerellales; Mycosphaerellaceae
Exons: 2
Coding region: 1-1812 (603 amino acids)
Source: RefSeq, a predicted model, not a curated record